CCUUUAUCAUUGUUAUUGCCGCAGCUCUACAAAACAAAACAAACUCAUUCUGUUGUGAACUCAGUGAUUAGAGAAAGUUUUCGGAUUAUCACUCCUUUAAAGCUAGUUUUUAGCUUCCAAAUAGUGUUUGGAGAUUGUGUUCAAUAACUUACCGAUAAACUCAGUCCAAAGACACCUCUGUGUACACAAGCAAAGCACACUAAAUUCGGUUCCUGUGGCGAGGGUGUCGUUUGCGCUUAUCAUAUUGACCGCUUAUCACCGUUUACCAGCAUGAAAUUUCGCUUUUGCGGCGAUGGCGACUGUCCCGAUUGGGUGCUGGGAGAAAUCCAUUCCAACCUGGCCCUGCUCACUACGAACCAACUGAAUGAUCUUGGAGAACAUACGGCAAAGUCAAUCCUUGGAGCGGAAAUACCGGAGAACGAAAUCGGCAAAAUCUAUUCCAUCACCAAGGGCUCCAUGGAUGCACCGAAGGGAGGCAUCGCUUGUCUAAGAUUUCUGCUAACCAGUGCCUCCCGCUACAACAUGAAUAGCGAUGAAUUCAGCACGGAACUGCAGCAGCUGGGGCUACCAAAGCAACACACGGUUAUCAUCUGCCGGUUGUUUGACGCCUAUGUCCUAAAGAUACGAUCCGUUUUGCGUGAGAAAAGUCUUAGCAUCAAUCAACUGGACACAUUUAGCUGCAACAUUCCGAAAAAUACGAUCGACUGCAUUCAGCUGAAGAUUGGCAUACAGAAUGAGAUAGUCGACGGGUUGCCAAAGAAAACGUCCCAUACCGUCAAUCUAAACCGUAACGAUGCGCUGCUGUUGCUGAACGAACUGAAAGCUGUCCGCGAUACGAUGGAAAGCUAUAAUUUUGAUAAGAAAUAUUCCGAGGAAAAAUAAAAUGAGUUGAAUCUGAUACAGGGGAAAUGUCUA
Messenger RNA from Anopheles funestus (African malaria mosquito), 915 nucleotides. RefSeq names its product COMM domain-containing protein 4. The record is from RefSeq and is a predicted model, not a curated record. The transcript is spliced from 3 exons. Bases 271 to 882 code for a protein of 203 amino acids. NCBI's taxonomy places the organism in Eukaryota, Metazoa, Arthropoda, Insecta, Diptera, Culicidae.